Molecule: messenger RNA, 1802 nt
Organism: Nicotiana tabacum (common tobacco)
Lineage: Eukaryota; Viridiplantae; Streptophyta; Magnoliopsida; Solanales; Solanaceae
Source: RefSeq, a predicted model, not a curated record
UUCCCGAAAGAGUGGAGAUUGGAGUAUCUCAAACGCAAUCAAUUCAAUGGGCCCACAAAGAUCUUGUCAGAUCUGCCACGUCGCCCACACAGGACUCCGAGUUUAUAGCAUCCAAUAGCAUAUACCAUAUUCCCGCCGUAUACCACCGCAAUCUACGGCCGCGCCACCACAGAAGAUUCACCACUUCACAACAAUGGUGUCUCUAACUAAUAACCAAAUAUUGCUGUCUCUUCCACUGUCUUCCUCUCAAUCUGCAACUCCGCGAGAAUAUAAUCAGCCCGAAGUUUCUUACAUCCGUCGGAGAGCUGAUUCAAGGAAGUGGAAACUAUGGAGUUCAUCGCAGCCAUUCAACUCCUCACCCUCUAGGAUCAAAACAUUUCAGCUUGUGAGAGCUAAAAGUUAUGAAGCAAGACAGUCGGAGGACACAGAGGAGAUAUUGCAGAAGUCUUCCAAUAAUUUACCUGGUAGUCCGGAAGGUAAAACUGUCCGCACAGGAAGUUCGUUUCUGGCAAAACUGGCAAUAGCGCUGGGUAUAGCUGCUACAAUUACAUUCCUAUCCAUAGGCCUUAAACAGCCUAAUCAAGGAUCAAAUUUUGGGAUUCAAUAUCUGGUUGAUGGAUCAUCAUCUUCCACAAUUACUACACCUGCUUCUGGUUUUUCUUUCAAAGCUUUUGGCUAUAGAGUCAUGCUGCCAGAAUAUGCUCCAGGAUGGAUCUACUUUUGGCUUCUGAUGGCAGCUGGUUGUGGAAUUUUUAUUAGCGAGGAGGCUUUAAAUAUAUGGGUUGGAGCCUCUAUAGCACGAAUGCUUGUUCUAGAUGGAACGUGGCAAUCGCUGGUGAACUCCUUUUCCAGAAAUGCUCCAUAUAUGGCAUCCACUAUUCUCUGGGUGUACUGGGGUGUUUGUAUCAGCGAUAUGAUACCUUUUUACCUUGGGAAGCUUUUUAAGCAAUCUGGUGCAUCCAAUGAUGUUUGCUCGAAGUUAGGGAUCGGUGAUCAGAAGGCAAGAGAUAUUACAAACGCUGUACAAAAAUAUGGGAAUCUCAUUGGUUUUGUGGAACGGUUUUCUCUUGGAGUGAGAAAUCCCACCGCUUUCCUUGCAGGGACUCUGGAUAUAUCACCAGAGUAUUUCUUUGCCGGUGUCUGUUGCGGUGGCUUGAUAACUCUUCCAAUUCAGUUGACAAUUGGAUUUUUACUAAGAGAGCGUCCUGUAUUUGCAGUUGCAACUGUUGCUACUGUAGUGGGAAUCUGGACAGUAUUCCCCUAUACAGUGGCUGCUUGUACAGCAUUAUUCCUAUAUCUACGGCGCCAGUUUUCCAGUUAGGCCAACCCAUUACUUUUCUGAUUGGUUCACAAGUCUUAAACAACGUGGACUGGAGGCGAGCACAUGACUGCUCGUGCUGGUGCAAGCCUGGAUGGAUGAUGCCACUAUUUGUCGAAAAUCACCCACAUUUCCAGUAUUUUCCAAAUCAAACUGAUUGAAAAUCGUCGGAGAUGUUCUAGAAUGAUAAACUAAUGUAUAAUUGAUUAAUGAUCUGUCCAUGGGCAAGUUUCUUUAUUCUCAACGAGAAUGUUUAACUCUUUAAGAUGAGAAAUCUUUUUCAAAGGGAGGGGGGAAAAAGAAAAAGAAUGGGUAAAAAGGCUGCAAUAUUAGUUUCAAGAUUGCCUGUGUAAAUUUUAUUAAGAAUUGAAGAUUCAAUGGCAUCCAAGAGUAUGGAUAGCCUUGUGGUCAAUGAAAUGGGUUCCCUUGGAGAUUAGGUUCACAUUCCAGUGGAGACAAAAAAACACUAGGUGAUUAUUUUCCA